Messenger RNA from Apaloderma vittatum (bar-tailed trogon), 1490 nucleotides. It is a transcript of the gene BFAR, whose product is annotated as bifunctional apoptosis regulator. Bases 64 to 1413 code for a protein of 449 amino acids. Gene Ontology annotation, biological process: proteasome-mediated ubiquitin-dependent protein catabolic process. NCBI's taxonomy places the organism in Eukaryota, Metazoa, Chordata, Aves, Trogoniformes, Trogonidae. Gene Ontology annotation, cellular component: nucleus. Gene Ontology annotation, molecular function: protein binding; ubiquitin protein ligase activity. The record is from RefSeq and is a predicted model, not a curated record. The transcript has 7 exons.
AAGUCAUGCCUUACCUAGUUUGACGAUCUGAGCGCUAUCCGCUUACACGAGGCAUAGAAGAAAAUGGAAGAAGAUGAGACUUUAGGAGCUGAAACUGAAAGGGCAACAGUUGAAGCACGUGCUACUCCUGAGGCUGGUCGGCAGAUCUCAGUCAGUGAGUUCCUUUGUCACUGCUGUUACGAUAUUCUGGUCAAUCCCACCACCCUGAACUGUGGGCACAGCUUCUGCAGGCAUUGCUUAGCCUUGUGGUGGGUGUCGUCCAAGAAGAACGAAUGCCCCGAAUGCAGAGAAAAAUGGGAAGGGUUCCCCAAAGUCAACAUCCUUCUCAGGGAUGUUAUUGAAAAGCUAUUUGCCGAUGCCAUUGAACAAAGAAAAGAAGAUAUUCAACAAAGCAGUGAUGUAGCACGCAGCUUAGCAACCUUCCAAAGAUAUGGGAAUGACCAGAUCCCUGCAGUUCUGAACACAGGAAGAAUUAAUCCUCGAGGAGGAGGGUUUUUCUCAGGCGUUCUGACAGCUUUAACUUGUGUAGCAGUAGUUCUACUUGGAUACCACUGGAGUAGCAGAGAAUUUGAAGAAGAUCAUCUUGUCCACAAGGCCGUUGCUAAAUGGACUGCUGAGGAAGUGGUACUUUGGCUAGAGCAGCUGGGCCCGUGGGCUUCACUUUAUAAAGAACGAUUUUUACUGGAGAAAGUGAAUGGGAGACUCCUUCUAACUCUGACAGAGGAGGAUUUCACAAAAGAGCCUUAUAGUAUAGAGAACAGUAACCAUAGAAAAGCUAUUACGGCGGAACUGGAAUGUGUGAAAUCUUUAGGUGUUAAACCACCACAGAACCUUUGGGAAUAUAAGGCAGUAAAUCCAGGAAAAUCACUCUUUCUUCUGUAUGCACUGAAGAGUUCCCCAAGACUCAGUAUGUUAUACCUGUAUUUGUUUGAUUACGCAGAAGCUUUCCUACCUUUCAUCCACACAGUUUGCCCUAGGCAAGAGGAUAAGCAUGAAGAUACCUUCACAAAACUGCUAGACCUUAAAGAUCCUUCUUGGAAACAAUGGCGGGAAUUCAUUGUUAAGUAUUUAUUUUUGCCAUACCAGCUGAUAGCUGAAUUUGCUUGGGAUUGGCUGGAUGUGCACUACUGGACAUCAAGAUUUAUAAUUGUAAAUGCCAUGUUGCUCUCUGUUCUGGAACUAUUCUCCUUCUGGAGGCUCUGGUCAAGAAGAGAAUUGAAGACUGUUCCGCACAGAAUGUGGAGACAUUUCUGGAAAGUCUCAACACAGGGACUUUUUGUUGCCAUUUUUUGGCCUUUUAUUCCUCAGUUUGUCUGUAACUGUUUGUUUUACUGGGCCUUGUACUUUAAUCCAAUUAUCAACAUUGAUCUGGUGGUUAAAGAACUAAGGCGUCUGGAGACCCAAGUGCAAUGACUGGCAUUGGAACUUUGGAGCUGUUUACCUUCUAAAGAUGGACGUUUGCUUUUUUCUUUAUAUAUGUGGCAGUGAAA